GUCAAGAUGGCGGUGAAGGUGUCGCAAUCGCGCGUUUCUCGCCACUCCAUAGGAGACGUGGAUCCAACACCUCUCCUUCACUCACCUCGCCCUUCACUUGGCAGUACUGCUCCAUCUCGAACCACCACUCCCCUCACCCUCCACGAGUAUCGCAAACAACAACACGACACUGCAGUGCCCGCCAAUCCUCCUCCUGGAAGAAGGCUUCGAAGAAAGGCUGCAGCUCCCGCUCUCAAUGAGCUUGAGUACGCACCUUUGGCUCGCCGGAUCCCACCGCAGAAUUACCUCCCUCCUUCUCAGAGGCUCCAACCAUCUCGCUCCGCUGUUCCACUAACCUCACUUUACGACACCAACGAGUCGUCUCCGAAGGCAUCAGCAUCCACUGGUUUGCUCGAUAGUCCAUUCAGAUCACAAUCAGCCGAGCCAUUCGGCACUGCUGCUUGGAGAAACAAGCCAGACACUUUCUCUCAUCGCUCGAAUCUCGUCGAGUCAAAGGUAGGCAAUUGGAAGCCGAUAAAAAGGUUACCAAAGCCCUUGAAACCCCCUCUGCCAACCUCUCCCACCCUCCCCGUCUACAAAUUGCCUUUUGAGCAACAUUCUUCUCUCACACCUUCGUCACCUUCUUCGACCGACAAUCUGCUAUCGUGCGGUGCACGUACAGAGUCUUCAAACGUUUCUUUGUCACUGUUUCCUCGCCCUCCGCAUUUGAUCCACGCGCCGCUUUCGCCUCCAGACGAUAAUUUUGACCGGCCGCAACAACACGAGAGAAGCUUUGCAUCCACUGCUCCAGUGACCCCGCCAGCUACUCCUGCCGUCAUUCAUUAUCGUGGCACCUCGUUCGACUUGAUCAAUCCACACGAUUCGCUGCUUCUUCAUGAUAUUGAAACACCGUCACGCGGUUUCGACUCGACCGAAUAUCUUCCAUUGAGCGUGUCUGCGGAUCGAUUUCAUCUCGAUCAUAACGACAUGACUGCGCGUGGCCGCCUCUUCGAGGACUUUUCAUCUGCUUUCAAUUCGAUAGCCAAAAAAGAAAAUGAAGUUACCGAUCCGGACAUCUGCAGUCCUCCAGCUGCACGGCUUCCUCUGGGAUCGGGCCGUGAUAGUCUUUCCCCAGUCGACCAUCAUGCCAGAUCGCUUGCCUCAAUUCACGACUUCGGCAAGCGCUCCCCGGAAUCUCGUUUCUCGCUGAAACAGUUGGCUCCCUUGAAGCAGCUUACACGGACCUUCACCAGGAAAAUGGAGCAUGGAGGCGCAGUUGAGGAACAGGAACUAUAUGAAUUGAGACAGCCACGAAUUUCCCAGAACUCGGUAGCAACCUCGAAUACCCAUGGAGGGUUUGCACGUUCGCAGCACACUAGCGACAUUACGGAAGCGUCCGAUCAACCUCUUAUCGGCAGUGCCUACACGAUCCGAGAUCCUUCCUUGGUUGCUGCCGAUGAUGAUUCCGGACCCUUUGAAGAUUCUUAUUCUCUGCCUCUUACUUCAAUGAUUCCAGACGAACCCUCUAGCCAGAUGGGACGCGCAAAUGGUGACCGACUCUCCACAGCCAUGACGGAUCCCGAUCACCGUCCAUAUUAUGACGAGGUCUCCAUCUACCCCAGCUCAUCCGUCUAUGACCAGGAUUCCGAGUAUGGCUUAUCUGGCUUGCUUUCCCAAAGAGCCAGCAGAAGGAUCAGCCGACUUAGUGAGCCACUGGCCAUCCGAAAUGUAAAUGAUGGCCCAAGCCUAUACUCCCCCAUUGGCAAUGCAACACCAAGGAAGGACGUACAAAAUUUCGGUUCCAUUGCGUCAGAAGUUCGCACGAGUGAAGAGAAGACCGACACAAUCAGCAGGCUCAUUGCAGAGUAUAGACAGGAUCUCGGGAUGGGCAAUGGUAAUUCCCCAUUUGAUGACCCUCUUCCCGCAUCGAAGGCCACUGCAGAUUCUCCUGCUGCAAGGGCGCAACCUGCAAGCAGCAGUGGUAUCUAUGAUAUGCAAUACCUUACCAAUCAUCCCGAGGUCGUAGAUACCACUAGAGGGCCAGGUCCUCCUCCACUGGAUUCUGCUCCACAGCUGCUUUCUCCGCAGCGUCACGCAGCUCAGACAGCAUUCGCCCAAGCGACUAAUUCGGACAUGAUGUCAGCAUCGUCCUAUGGCGACACUCGUGCUCUACUUCAGACACCACGAAACAUUACCAAAGACAAUAUGGGGGAUUCUCAGAAGAUGAUGACGCUCAACACCCUUGCAGCUUCUUCUUCCUAUUCUCAAGGCGAUGAUCCGAGCAAUUCCAGAACCCCGGAAGAGGCACUUAUACAAGCUGAGCAGAUCUUUGAAGAAGCAGCUCUCGAGGGACGCUACAACGUAACGCCAUCAGCAUGGUUCAAACGUGGCACAGACGACCUCAUGUUGCAGGAGGAAUCGGCCGCCCCCGGAGAUGGAAAAGAUGAAUGGGAGACUAUUGAAGCUAGCAGCCGCAGAUCCCAUGUGUCUGACGGCUCCAGCAUUGCGGAUUACAGUAGCUCUGAGGGCUCUCGAUCGGUAUGCCAGAUGUCGCCCAAAGGCUCGCUCCCCUUCCCCGAGGAAGCUUAUGGGCUCCGAAAGGACUCAUCCUUGUAUCGGCACCCAAGCCCAAUAGCUACCCACGACAACCCUUUCAGCUCCAGUCCUCCGGUCCUAAGUGACGAAACUAAUCAUAUUGGAACUCCCAGACAGUCGCGGUCUUUGUUGCUGCCGUCGAGUCCACCACAUUUUUCUAAUUCUCCACUGGCCCGAGGGUCCGGCCUCAACAGGGUGGAAGACUACACAACCUCUGGAUUGAGGCAGUUUCCUUGGCCCACGACAAGCCCUUAUACAUUGAGUGAGAAAGAAACUCGAGAAUUGCUGAUCUCGGGGCCGAAUGAUGACAUCCUUUACGAUGAUGUAGAGGGAUAUUCUCGUACUGGAGAUCUAUCGUCCUCACCCUUCGACGGACGUGGUACUGGUCGUGCUAGUCGGGGAGGUGAAUUUGCAAAUUCCUUCGAAAAGUUCACGGUACUUGGCUCCAAGGUGAACUUGACUGGAUCGCCUGGCGGAACAGGAAUGCACGCGGUCGGCAGUAGCAUUGCUAAUACCAGUAGCCCCGGGGCAACAUGGCAAACCGAGCCAGUUCGUCGAAGCCCGCGUUCUGGUUCCGAAUUCUACAUUGAGUCAGAUUGUACUUCCAGUUUCACUCCCAUACAUGGUGCAGGGCAGCCCAGAUGGACACCUGAAGAACACGAGAGAUCACCAUCGCAGGAAACGUUGUUCCCCUCUCAUCACCGCAUGAGGACUUUGUUAGGAAGAUCUGGUAAACGUCCAUCGGUUUCUCGUUCAAUGCACUCCGCUGCUGGACGCAAUCGCUCUGCUGUUGCUGGACAGACCAAACUCCGGGAAAUGGUAUUAGCGUCCGAUGCAAGAACGAUCUCUACGUGCCGAAGCGACCAAUUUUCGAAUUUCCAUAGUAGGGGUGGAAGUGAACGACCAUCGUCUAGCAAUACCCACACGCCGCUUCGAGGACUCCCUACCCACUACAGCUUGAGUGUACUUCGAAAUGGGCCUGUCGCGAGCAAGGAAUCCCCUCAUCUCCUUUGCCCUGAGCGUGCUUGCAAUCCUGCCGACGAGGUGACUCGCUGGAACUUGUCAUGGGGUAUCUUUGCUCUGUUCUGCCUGUUCCCACCUGCGAUCAUCUUGUACCGCUGGCUCGGAGACUUGGUCAUCACUGAGCUUACCAAGGGGCGAUUCGGCUCUUGCGCUCCACGCCCGAAACAGGUCGCCACUUACGCCGGUAUCAUCGUCAAUGUUGGCAUUGUCAUCGCUAUCAUCGUGCCCAUUACCUACAUGCAUCUGAACGGAUCUCUUUAAAGAAUAGGCUUGGCGGCCUCUUUGCUGGAUGCUUCCUCACGUUGAGGAAAUGAGAUCGGUGGAUGUUUACUACUGGAAACAACAUGGCAUGCCGAGCAAAUUCAUUUCGGUUACCGUUCAGACGGUGACCUUCGGCUCUUUCUUGGAGUUCUGCGGUGCAAUAUCGCGAUUUGGCAACAUGACAGUAUGCUGGAGUGGUAGCCUACAAAAUUCUUUCCUGCAUCCGGUUUGAUGGCAGGACUCAAUAGUCAUUGGAAUUCGAUGGAUUUAAUGAGAUGGUUUCUCUUUUUUUGUAAUUCUACUGGAAUAGGUUUGGGAGGCCACAAAUACCCGAGAUGAGAUUGAAGGGAUUCCAAUGCACACAUGCCUAAGUCUUUAGCUAGCAAGCAAUACAACUAUGAAAUUUGAUAUCAUGGGCUCAUUCAAACAAAGCAUGUGGUUCCCAAUUGACCUCUAGCAUAAAUCGGUAUGGUGGUAUGC
Aaosphaeria arxii CBS 175.79 is the source of this 4338-nucleotide messenger RNA. RefSeq lists its product as uncharacterized. The record is from RefSeq and is a predicted model, not a curated record. Bases 7 to 3858 code for a protein of 1283 amino acids. NCBI's taxonomy places the organism in Eukaryota, Fungi, Ascomycota, Dothideomycetes, Pleosporales. The transcript has 2 exons.